Molecule: messenger RNA, 2553 nt
Organism: Penicillium angulare
Lineage: Eukaryota; Fungi; Ascomycota; Eurotiomycetes; Eurotiales; Aspergillaceae
Product: Zn(II)2Cys6 transcription factor
Exons: 6
Coding region: 1-2553 (850 amino acids)
Biological process (GO): regulation of DNA-templated transcription; DNA-templated transcription
Cellular component (GO): nucleus
Molecular function (GO): DNA-binding transcription factor activity, RNA polymerase II-specific; DNA binding; zinc ion binding
Source: RefSeq, a predicted model, not a curated record
AUGGAUUUGCCAAACGAACAUGAGGAGAACAGUGGCAGCACUGUCGAUCCAGAGCGCCCAUCCUGUCAAGGAUGUCGACGACGGAAGCUGAAGUGCUCACGGGAACUGCCGACAUGUUCGCAAUGUAACCGACUCGGCUCGCCAUGCGUCUAUGAUACAAAAAGAAAUAAACCCGGCCUCAAAACAGGUGCUGUAGAGAGCUUGAGUCGUCGAAUUGAGGUCCUAGAAGAUGCACUUCAAGAGGUACAGGCGAGGGAUAGCAGCUCUGUCAAUCACGGAUACCAGGAGCAUGGCUCUGAGCAGCACAAUCGUCUUGACGGAGUUGUCAACUUACUGUCAACAGUAUGCAUGGAGUUGUGUAAAUUUAAUAAUCAGAAUAGCCAGACAUCGAAUAACCCGCUGCGAGAAAGGAUGAGCCGCCAUUCACAUGAGACGCCAAAGACCAGUACAGCCUCUGAACAGUCGCCCAAUUAUGCUUAUGAGACCCUACAGUCGUCUGGACCUCGUAAGCGACGACGAGUGGAUAGCUGUGGGAAUCCGCAUAUUCACCUUGAUGUGCCCUUUGAAGACCUGUUGGAUGCGUCAUCUAGUUUGCCUGCUCCGGAUUUACUUGAAAACACUGUGAAUGAGUAUUUCAACAAAAUUCAUCCUUGGAUACCGAUUAUUCACGAGACUCGGUUUCGAAGUCGCAUGCAUGACCCAGAACAACGACUUCAAUUGGUUAUAAUUAUUCACGCUAUGGUGGUUGCUGCGAUCCGAUAUGCUCAUCCAGAGGCUCAUGGUAUCUCAGCCGCUGAUGUAGAGUUGAAGGCCAGAAGGUCGAGAAAUAUUGUCGUCUUAAAUGCGAUGGAUAGUCUAUCAGUCGAAAAUCUUCAAGCAUUAACGAUUAUUGCCUUUGAUGAUAUUGGCAAUGGCAACACCUCUAGAGCUUGGUCCAUUGUUGGAUCCUUGACUAGGACGGUGGAGUAUCUUAGACUUAGUGUCGAAGACGAAGAUCGUGAUGUACAGCGAUUACUCAAGCCUUUAUUAUCCUUACCACCCUCUCAGAAAUGGGUUGAGGAAGAGGAGAGGAGACGGGUAUUUUGGACUAUAUUUAACCUGGACCGAUUCUGCUCAGUUGCAACAGGGUACGUCCCCGAAAUUUCCUUGAGGACUCAUUCUCUGUUUUAUUAUAUUAAUAUUUUAUGUAGUUGGAAUACCAGUCUGACAGCAGAUGAUGUACAUCGUCGUCUCCCUGCCGAUGGAGGUCUCUGGCAUAGAGAGGAGCAGGUGAAAACACCCUUCUUUGGAAUAUGGGAUCGAUCUGAAGCGCGAAUUGGUAACUCUAUCGCCUUUUUACCUGCCAAAUACUCUGGUGUCCCCCAGAGCCCUGAUCAGUUACCAACUUCCACCAUACAAAAUGCAUCGCCCCAAUCUACUGCCCCAAGCUCCUCCAUGCCAGAUAUGUCAACAGUGGGCGCUUUUGCCUAUUGUGUCGAAGCAACAGAGUCUCUUAGCAGAGUCACUACCUUUUUCCUUCAACAAGAAAUCAACUUCCAUGACCGACAGGAAGUCAGCAACUGGCUCACACGAUUCAAAGAGUUGGAUCUUCGUUUGGUACAUUGGAAAAUGUUUCUUCCACAGAAAUGGAAAGAUUCCAAUAUAUCGCGGCAGCCAACGUUAAUACACAUGGAUCCAAAUCUCACCCUCGCCCAUGUCACCCACAACACCUCUAUGAUCCUUCUACACCAACGCAUGGCAUACCCACCCGCCGAGUGGGCCAACAUUGUACGACUCCCGAGUGACUGUAGCGCCGAAACAUGCCAAAAUGCAGCCAUUGAAAUCCAGAAUAUGACCGCGAAAUACCUGGGUAAUACACCCGAAAGUGACCCAAUAGCAAAUCAAUUCGUCUUCUGUGUUUUUGUUGCCGCUCGAGUUCUUCUAGUUCAUUGGCGCUACUAUGCAUCUCCCCUUCCAACAGAGCUCUGGUAUCUUAUAAACAGCCUAGACGAGAUGGCCCGUCGAUGGCUUGGAUCCUCAUCUCACAGACACUGUCUUGCCAGCACCUACGCAGACCACUUGCGCGAUCUAUAUCAGCGUUGUGUGUUCUCUCCAAAUUUUAGCGUAGAUGUCCUAGGUUAUUCGACAGUUGUUUCCAACAAUCACGCACUUUCUAUACCUGGGUCUACCAUAUCCACUCGCUCUCCGCCGGAUCAUCGACUCCCACACCAAGAGGCCCAUGCAUCAAUAACGACUCCGCGACGUGCCUCUGCUGCCGGCUCGAGAGUAUUCCAUCCAGUAUCACAAUGGAAUACCGCCAAUGAAGUCCUCGGGACAGAUAAAGUGUAUGGAUCAUUUGGUGAGCCAAUUCUCAAUGGUUCACCGACCGCCCCAGUCUCAAUGGGUUAUCCGGUAAAUGAUCCGCCCCCAGCUGAUGAGCUCUCCACUAUUUCAUAUCUUCUUCUUGAUCAGCGUUUUAUGGAUAUGGACCGGGUAAUCAGUGUUGACGAUAUGAUGUUCUCCGCAAACAUGGGUCCAAUAAAUGGAGGAAAUACGGAACUCUCUCGUGAAUGA